ACUUCGUUGUGUCAAUUUCGUUGAACUCUUUGUAGAUAUUUCAUAGGCGCAUGGACGGGUCCAUUGAGUUUUAUCGAAACUUCACAGAGUAUGAAAAUGGGUUUGGAAAUGCAGGAGAAGAACUGUGGCUAGGCCUGAAGUACAUACAAGAACUAGCUAACCAAAGUCAUUCUGAACUUCGCAUAGACAUGACAAAUCACAACAACGUCACAGGCUAUGAGACCUUUCCGGAUUUCAGGUUGACAGAUGGAAUAAAGUAUAGACUCAACAUUGGGUUACGUACAGCAUCAGUUAACGUCGGAGACGGGUUAAGUUACAAUAAUAAUUCUCCGUUUACAACAUUUGAUCGUGACCUAGAUAAUAAAGACUCACAUAAUUGUGCUGUUGAUCGACACGCAGGCUGGUGGCAUAAGGCAUGUACAAUGGUUAAUUUGAAUGGAUUAUAUGUCCCACCAGGUUCAAUUUGUAAAGUUGCUGGGGCAGAACCUGGGCUAUGUGAUCAUCUGCAUAGAGGGCUUGAAGGUGGACCUCGUGUGAAAUUAAGGAGAUCUUCAAUGAUGCUGAGAAGGACACAAAUUGUGAUCUAGAUAAUGAAAAGUUUAUCUAAACUCAGACCUUUAAUACUUUUUAGCAAAUAUCAAACAAGGUUUUAAUAUAAUAUACAGAAAACUUUAUCAUUAUUAAAGUGACCAAAUUGUC
Messenger RNA from Ruditapes philippinarum (Manila clam), 699 nucleotides. Its product is annotated as ficolin-1-like. Bases 51 to 587 code for a protein of 178 amino acids. Lineage: Eukaryota; Metazoa; Mollusca; Bivalvia; Venerida; Veneridae. The transcript has 3 exons. The record is from RefSeq and is a predicted model, not a curated record.